Monosiga brevicollis MX1 is the source of this 279-nucleotide messenger RNA. RefSeq lists its product as uncharacterized. The annotation marks the transcript as partial. Gene Ontology annotation, cellular component: ribosome; cytosolic small ribosomal subunit. The record is from RefSeq and is a predicted model, not a curated record. Lineage: Eukaryota; Choanoflagellata; Craspedida; Salpingoecidae. Gene Ontology annotation, molecular function: structural constituent of ribosome; mRNA binding. The transcript is spliced from 3 exons. Gene Ontology annotation, biological process: translation.
AAGAAGAGGCGUAAUAACGGACGCAACAAGCACGGUCGCGGCCACAACCGCAUCGUCCGUUGCGACAACUGCGCCCGCGCUGUGCCCAAGGAUAAGGCCGUCAAGCGCUUCUUGGUGAAGAACAUCGUCGAGCAGGCCGCUGUCCGUGACCUGACGGAGGCGUCCGUUUACGACGUCUACGUGCUGCCCAAGCUGUACCUGAAGAUGCAGUACUGCAUCUCGUGCGCCAUCCACAGCAAGCAGGUCCGCAACCGAUCUCGGGAGGGUCGCCGCGACCGC